GAGGGCUGGGAGUUGAAGGGGGCCGAACGAGAGGCCUGCCGCUUGACCCUGGUCCGAAGGGGCGGACAGUUUGAGUUAUUAAUCCAGUUUUAUGAAAAGGAGGUGCCUGUACAAGAUGUCAUUGCUAUUAAUAGCCACUUUAAAUGUAUACAAGAAGCAGAUGAAACUUUACUGAUUGAUAUAGCAGCCAACACUCCCUGCAAAAUCCGGGUCCAGGGUGAUUGGGGUACUGACGAACGUUUCUUUGAAAUCCCUGAUGAGGAUCGGUGCCUGACUUUUCUCACAGACAUCCUUGCUGCUCAAGAUGCUUAUAAACCUAGUGCAGUUUCUGAAAUCAAGGAAUCCACCAGCUGGUACCAGAAAUUAGAAACUUCAGAAAAAACUGCCAGUGAAUCCGAUGUUGCAGGAGUGCUUGGAUUUGAAGACAACUUCACUGAAAUGAGUUUGGAGAAGAAAAGAAAUAUACACAAUAGGCAGAUGAGGACCCGCCGGGAGCCUCCACCACCUCCCAGCCACAUAAGCAAAUCGUUUUUACGUGAAAAGGAAGCUGCAGGCAAAGAUCAGCCAAAAGUGACUAACACUAUGCGGAAGCUGUUUGUGCCCACCCCUCAGACCGGACAGCGAGAGGGGCUCAUCAGACACAUUCUGGCUAAGCGAGAAAAAGAAUAUGUGAAUAUUCAGCCUUUCAGAUUCUUUAUUGGAACAUGGAAUGUGAAUGGUCAGUCUCCAGACAGUGCUUUGGAACCGUGGCUGAACUGUGAUCCUGAUCCUCCAGAUAUUUACUGCCUUGGAUUUCAAGAACUGGAUUUAAGCACUGAAGCUUUCUUUUACUUUGAGUCUACCAAGGAGCAGGAGUGGCUGAACUCUGUGGACAGAGCCUUACACUACAAAGCCAAGUAUAAGAAAGUUCAGUUGGUCCGCUUGGUUGGGAUGAUGCUACUUAUAUUUGCCAAAAAGGACCAGUGUAAAUUUCUCCAUGAUAUUGUGACAGAAACUGUGGGAACAGGACUCAUGGGAAAAAUGGGUAACAAAGGAGCUGUUGCCGUGAGAUUUUUGUUCCACAACACUACAUUUUGCAUUGUUAAUUCCCAUCUGGCUGCCCAUGUGGAAGACUUUGAACGUCGAAAUCAGGAUUAUAAAGACAUCUGUUCCCGAAUGUCUUUCUUUGUCCCAAAUCAGGGCCAUCUAAACAUCAUGAAGCAUGACGUCGUCAUUUGGUUGGGAGAUUUGAACUACAGACUCUGCAUGCCUGAUGCCAAUGAAGUGAAAAUGCUAAUUCACAGAAAUGAACUUCAGAAGCUCUUGAAGCUGGACCAGCUAAACAUUCAACGUUCUCACAAGAAGGCAUUUGCUGACUUUACAGAAGGGGAAAUUGGAUUCAUGCCCACCUACAAGUUUGACCCAAAAACAGACAGAUGGGAUUCCAGUGGGAAAUGUCGUACUCCUGCAUGGUGUGACCGAAUCCUCUGGAGAGGGAGUAACAUUAAUCAGGUGCGCUACUGGAGUCACAUGGAGCUCAAAACCAGUGACCACAAACCUGUCAGUUCUGUCUUCCUCAUUGGGGUGAAAGUAGUAGAUGACAGAAGAUACAGAAAAGUAUUUGAGGACAGUGUUCGCAUUAUGGAUAGAAUGGAAAAUGAUUUUCUUCCUUCAUUAGAACUCAGCAAGAGAGAAUUUGUAUUUGAGAAGGUGAAAUUCCGUCAGCUGCAGAAGCAGAAAUUCCAGGUCACCAACAACGGCCACGUGCCCUGCCAUUUUUCAUUCAUCCCUAAACUCAGUGACAGCCAGUACUGUAAACCCUGGCUUCGGGCUGAACCCUGUGAAGGCUACUUAGAACCAAGUGAGACUGUUGAUAUUUCCUUGGAUGUCUAUGUCAGUAAAGACUCAGUGACAAUCCUGAAUUCUGGAGAAGAUAAGAUUGAAGACAUUCUUGUCCUUCAUUUGGAUCGAGGCAAAGAUUACUUCUUGACCAUCAGUGGAAAUUACCUCCCUAGCUGCUUUGGCACAUCCUUGGAAGCUUUGUGCCAUAUGAAAAGACCAAUUCGAGAAGUUCCUGUUACCAAACUCAUCGACCUGGGAGAAGACACCUUCGUAGAAAAGGAAAGCCCUCUUCUGCCAUUGGCUGCUCCUUCAGAGGGGAGUGUUGACGACAGACCUCUUCAGGUUCCCAAAGAAAUCUGGCUUUUAGUGGAUCACUUGUAUAAGAAUAGCUGUCAACAGGAGGACCUGUUCCAGACCCCUGGCAUGCAAGAAGAAUUACAACAAAUCAUUGAUUGCCUGGAUACCAGCAUUCCUGAGACAAUCCCUGGUAACAAUCACUCUGUGGCCGAAGCACUUCUCAUCUUCCUGGAAGCCCUACCAGAGCCUGUCAUCUGUUACGAGCUAUAUCAGAGAUGCCUUGACUAUUCCCAUGACCCACGCCUCUCUCGACAGGUGAUUGCACAUCUUCCACGGUGUCACAGAAACGUUUUCCGGUACCUGGUGUCUUUCCUUCGGGAGCUCUUGAAGCAUUCUAAAACAAAUAAUAUCAGCGUCAACAUGAUUGCCAAUCUCUUCUCUGGACUCCUGCUGCGGCCUUCACCUAAUCUGAUGUCAAGACAGACUCCAACCGAUCGCCAGCAUGCUAUCCAGUUCCUCCUGGGGUUCCUGCUUAGCGGUGAUGAAGACUAAUUCUCUUCAUCUCACAUCCUCCACCCCUUCCUGAGAUUCUAGUUUGGAGGAUCAUUAGCUUUGAGUAUUAAGAAUUAGUUGAAAGAGUUUUUUGCCACCAGGGGAGAGUUGCACAGCUUUGAGGCUGCUGGCCAUCAAAAAUCUACAGUUUACAGUACUUAGGGGAGUCUUUUAGUAGCUCCUCCACCCACCAAAACACAAAUGACAUGUCCUUAUACAUUAGAGAAUGUCCUUAUACAUUAGAGAAUUUCAGACUCGACAUAUUGCCAAGCCAAAGUCUCCACAUUUUGGUAGUUAUGUGCUUUAUCUUUAUGGGACAAAGAGAUCUGUAUUAACACUUCAGUGUUCUCCAAAUCUGUUUGUUGCCCAAAUCUGACUGUCUUAUCUGUGUUUAGCACCCUAGACUUGGGAUUUGAGAUGUGAACAUUCUAGACUGAUAUAUGCACUAUUUUACUUUAGAUGAGAUUUGUAUCUGGUCAUUUAUCCAAAACAUCUUUGGCUCUCUUCUCCCCAUUCCCAUUUGCACCCCCACUUUACCAGUAGUAUCACUUUGGGGAAGGUCUGGCUGGGUAAGGCUCCUUGGGUGACUUACUCGUCUCACUGCCAGAAUUUGUGCACUUUUACUAUAGUGACAUUUAUGUGUCUCAGUCUGUUUAUGUGCCUCCAGUGGCUAGGGCCAUCUUCCCAUCUCUCGAACCAUAUCCAGCAACUGAACCUUAGUGACUACUGGAAAAGGAACUUAGUUCUAAUAGCCCAUUGUUCUCAGAGGCC
Molecule: messenger RNA, 3441 nt
Organism: Sarcophilus harrisii (Tasmanian devil)
Lineage: Eukaryota; Metazoa; Chordata; Mammalia; Dasyuromorphia; Dasyuridae
Gene: OCRL
Product: OCRL inositol polyphosphate-5-phosphatase
Exons: 23
Coding region: 439-2670 (743 amino acids)
Biological process (GO): signal transduction; phosphatidylinositol dephosphorylation
Cellular component (GO): cytoplasm; membrane
Molecular function (GO): inositol phosphate phosphatase activity; phosphatidylinositol-4,5-bisphosphate 5-phosphatase activity
Source: RefSeq, a predicted model, not a curated record